This is a messenger RNA of Drosophila elegans, 6731 nucleotides long. It is a transcript of the gene Usp10, whose product is annotated as ubiquitin carboxyl-terminal hydrolase 10. The transcript is spliced from 10 exons. Bases 485 to 5230 code for a protein of 1581 amino acids. The record is from RefSeq and is a predicted model, not a curated record. Gene Ontology annotation, molecular function: cysteine-type endopeptidase activity; cysteine-type deubiquitinase activity. Gene Ontology annotation, biological process: regulation of autophagy; DNA damage response, signal transduction by p53 class mediator; protein deubiquitination. Gene Ontology annotation, cellular component: cytosol; nucleus. Lineage: Eukaryota; Metazoa; Arthropoda; Insecta; Diptera; Drosophilidae.
GUGCGACAACCCUGGCAGCAGGAAAAGGUUCUUCGGCCGAAACGAAAAAUAAAGAACAAUAAAACGAUUUGUGGGCCCGCAGCAAAAGGGAUCGCCAGCGCCGUGCCAAUCGGUGACCUCUCGCCCCCGUGCCCCGUGACCUGUGACCCCGCGAGCGUGCGUGUUUCAGUGUUAAUUUGUUGGAGCACCAAAAUUGGAGCAGGAGCAGGCAGCGUGUAAAAACUUGCGGAAUUAUCGUGGCACCGCGCGGAGAAAGAGAGAGUGAGAAGGGAGAGAGAGAAACCGAGCGAGCGAGCAAGAGAAGAGAGAGAUUGCCGCACGCAUAAAAUAUGAUCAAAUUGCAAAAUUGAUUUCAAUUGGCCACUCAACAAAAGCAAACAGCAAGUUCAAUGUUUGGCGCCUGCUGCGACUCUUGAGACUCGUUUAAGCCACAAAUAAUACCAAUCAGGACCUGAGCCAAGUUCCGAACUGAGGCUUUUUGGCCAUGGCGCAGCAAACGCAGCCGCAGCAGCAGGCAGCGCCGCCCACGUCGACGGCGGCCACUACGGCGGCGGGAUCUGGACACGGAUCCGGAGCACCAGGUGGAGGAGGUGCAGCAGGAGCUGGUGGCGGAGCAGUCACGCCCAUCUCAACGCCCUCGACGCCACAGCCGGCUGGAAGCAGCAACAGCAACAACAACAACAACAACAACCUGGUUUCACCCUCCGGGAAUAACAAUCUACUGACGCCCGUCCAGGCCUUCACACCGGCCGGACAGCCCGUGUACAAUCCACCCGUAUACAUGUCCGCCCACGGAGGACAUCCGCACGCCGGAGCCCACUAUCCGGCCAUGAUCCCCGCUCCGACGCCCAGCAGCACUGUCUACGUGAACAACGUCACUGCCAAUGUGAAUCUGCAUGGCUGGCCGCACACAGUGCCCGCCUAUCUGCCGGCCGGAGGUCAGCACCAUUACAUCGGACACGGUGACAUGCCGCAGGAGCAGGGCAACACCGUGAUGCCGCAUCUGCAGCCCUUGCCCAUCAACUUGGCUCCCCAGGGAGGCUCUCCGAAUCCGCACACUCCUGGUAUGGGUGGACAACGGCCGCGGGGACGCGGACGUCAACGUGGAGGCGGUGGACCGCGACGCAAUGACUACCAUGGGCCACGUCAUCUUCAGCAGCCGCAGCAGCAGCAGCUGAUCACCCUGCCGCAGCAGCAGCAACUGCCGCCGCCGGACGGAUCUAAUCCCGGAUUGCAGCUGCAGACCGACCAGAUGGGUCAGCAGAUGCCGCCGCCCGAGGCGCAUAUGCAGCACCUGCCGCAGUACUACGCCCAUGCUCCACAAGCCUACGCCUAUCCAUAUCCCUCGCCCUACUUUGCGCCACAGCAUGCGAAUCUGCAGCCUCCGCCGAAUCCCACGGCUGCCCAACAAGCCACCGGAUCACCGCUCUUCAUCUCCGGUCCGGUGAUGUACAAUCCGGCGUGGUUCAAUCCUGGCGGAUAUAUCUAUCCCAUGAUGCAUCCGGCUGAGUACCAGUACGUGCCGGAAGAUGCCGGCCAGUCUGGUGUGGAUGAGCGGGUCGCCCAGCAGGACGGAGGAAUGACCCAAAUCUGGCAUACGGCACCCAUGUACGCCGAGGAUUUCGAAGUGCUGCAGCAGCAGCAACAACAGCAGCAGCAGCAGCAACAGGUGGCACUACAUCCCAAUGGCGGAGUGGCCCAUGUGGGCGACGAGCUCAACCACAACAGCUCCUCGCUGCCCUCGUCGGAAACGUCGAGCAUGCUCAGUCCGAAUUACCCCAUCUACGAUCCCCAGAUGCACGAGAUCCAGCACCAGAUGGGUGUGAUGCAGAUCUUUGAGGAUGGCCAGCUGGCAGCCCUGCAGCCGAUUCAUCCAGGAGCAGGUCCUAUGCCGCAGUACGAAGACGAAAUUGCUGAGUGCGGAGCUCCGCCGCCUGGCGCUAUUCCCGUGGCCUGGACUGCUGCCAUGCCCCUGCCACCGGAAGGCGUCCAGCCAGCUCUGCUGCCCCCGCCGCAUCACAUCUUGCAGCAGACAUCGCCAGUGCUAAUCGAACAGGCUCCCCCGCCGCAGCCCCCAACACCAACUCCGCCUCAACAGCAACAGCUACAGCAACAUUCGCAAGCGCAUCAGGAGCAAAUGGUUGAAAAGAGUUUGAUAAACAACAACAACGAGGUGGUGGCCUUGGAUGAAAAGUUGGCCAACGAGAAGCAGCAGCAAAUUGAAUUGGAGUUCCAUCAGCAACAACAGGAGCAAUUGCAGCAGCAGCAACAGCAACAGCAAGAACUGCAUCAACAGCAGCUACAACAACAGCAGCAGCAGGAGUUACACCAGCAACAUCAUCAGCAACAGCAGCAACAUCAACAAUUACAGCCGCUUCAAAUCGAAAAACCGCCAACAAAAGUGCCAAACCUUGUAGUAGCUACAGUGGCACCUCAACUGCAACAGCCACCACCGCAGCAGCAGCAGCAGCAACAGCAUCAGCCAGCACCGCAGCAACAUCAGCAGCAGCAAACAUCGCCGGUUGUAGUGCCACAGCAGCAACAACCACAGCAACAGCAGACCAGCUACCAUGAGCAACAUCAGAUGCCGCAGCAGCAGCAGCAACAACAACAACAACAGCCGCAGCCUCAGCGCAAGCCACCGCAGCAAUACAAUCAAUCACAGCAGCAACAGGUGCGUCGCAAGUACUCCUCGGAGUACAGUCACCAUCAUCACCAGCACGGCAGCAGCGAUACGGGCAUCCAGACCACCAAGACCAUGUCCUGGACCAAUUCUGCUCAGCACAAGAAGUCCACACAAUCGGUUUCGGUCACCGCUUCGCCCAACAAUGUGAACAACGGAUCGGCAGGAGUGAGUGUUGCUGCCAGUGGCACAGUGGGCAAAUCCAACUACAGUCACACCACAAAGACGUUCACCAACCAGCAGCACUACCAGCAGCAGCAACAACACUACCAGAAUCAGAACAACUACAACAACAACAACAACAGUGGUGGCAGCAGCAGCAAUAAUAGCAGCACCAGUUCGAACAGCAGCAACAAUCAGCCGCAGGUGCGCACCUAUGGCACCAUGAAGGUGCCCUCAUCGCCGGUGGCGAGUACAGCUCCCACGCUGGAGCGUAAGAACAGCCAACAGGGAGCAGCAGCCGCACCAUCGGCAACAACAACCGCCGCUGCAACUGCAACGCCUGUGGCAAUCACAACAGCAACUACCUCAACGGCCAGCAUUACGGCUGCCCCAAAUCAAUUCCAACAGGAGACUAGCAACAUAAGUGCACCACUAGCUGUACCACAGCGGCAACAACAUCAGCCUGCACCACAGCAGCAACAUGUGCCCACAGCAGCAACAGCAGCACCACCACCAACCAAAUCUUACAGCAGCUAUGCCACCAAGAAGCAUCAGAGCUAUGAAACCGUGGCCCUGAGCUCCGUGGUGGCCUCCAGUUCGUCAGCCAACCCGCAACCACCGCUGAAUCUGGCCCCACCUGCACCACCAGCAUCGCAGAGCAGCAGCGACAGUGCCCAGCUUUCGUGGGCCAGUCUCUUUGCCAGCAACAAGCCCGUGGCCAAGGUGGCGCCCUACGAGGCCAGCAAGCCACUGCAGCAGCAGCAGCAACAGCAACCACAUCCAGUGCUCCAAUUGGCUCCACCGCAGCCAGUCCAAGUGGCAGCUGCUGCUCCAGUUCUUCAGUUGGCACCGCCGCCGCCGCAGAGUUUGCCACCUCUGCCCACGGCUCACCAGCAAUCGCAGUUGCCGGCUCCUGUGCCGGCGCCAACCACUCCGCUGUUCACCCCCGGAGCACUCUCCUAUUCGGCGGCCUCUGCUCAGGCUGUUCCGGCGCCCAGUCCCGCCUCCGCUUCUGUUAAACCUUUGAAGCCGGAACCCCAGAGACCGGUGCAACAGCACCUGGACGAGUGGACCAACAAGUACGCCGAGUAUCUGACGCGCCAUAAGACCAACUUGGUGCCGAUCAGUCUGCGUCCGCGGGGACUGACCAACAGGUCCAACUACUGCUACAUCAACUCCAUCCUGCAGGCCCUGCUCGGCUGCUCCCCGUUCUACAACCUGCUGCGCUCCAUUCCCAAACAGGCCGCUGUCUUGAGCGAGGUCAAAACGCCCACUGUGAAUGCCAUGAUGUCUUUUAUGACCAACUUUUCAUCGCUGCCCAGCGGACUGCGGCUGCGUCUGAACAACCUCAACAAGGGACCCCAAAGCAAGGGCAAGGAUGAGUUUGUGGGAUCCGAUCUGCAGUGCGACAUGGCCUUUGAGCCCACAGAGAUCUACAAGCUGUGGAACGACAGUCGCGAGGAGCAUGUCGAAGGUCGCCAGGAGGAUGCCGAGGAAUUCCUGGGAUAUGUGCUCAACAAGCUCAACGAUGAGAUGCUAGAGGUGAUUAAACUGAUUGACAAACCCACAUCCCAGCAAAAUGGCCAGGAACCGCCGGAGCCAGAGGAUGGCGGCGAUGUCUGGCAGAUGAUUUGCAACAAUCGUAACAAGGGCAGUGUCACCCGGCAAACCGACUUUGGACGCACUCCCGUGAGCGAUAUAUUCCGGGGAGAACUGCGUUCUCGGCUGCAACGCGAGGGAGAACACUCCACGGAUGUGAUUCAGCCUUUCUUUACGCUUCAACUGAACAUCGAAAAAGCUGCUUCGGUGAAGGAGGCGCUAGAGAUCCUGGUGGGUCGCGAUCAACUGGAGGGCGUGACCGGCAGCAAGACCAAGCAGGAGGUGGUGGCCUGGCAGCAGAUGACACUGGAGAAGCUGCCCGUCGUCCUGAUAUUGCAUUUAAAGUAUUUUGACUACCGCUCCGAUGGUUGCACAAAAAUCUUGAAGAAGGUGGAGUUCCCCGUGGAACUGAAGAUUGAUGCCAAAAUCCUCGGCUCAAAGAAGACCUCACAGAAGCAGCGCGCCUAUCGCCUGUUCGCGGUUGUCUACCACGACGGCAAGGAGGCCUCCAAAGGGCACUACAUCACGGACGUGUUCCACACGGGCUACAGCAGCUGGCUGCGCUACGACGACAGCUCGGUGAAGCCGGUCAGCGAGAAGCACGUACUCCAGCCGCAUACGCCGCGGGUGCCUUACCUGCUCUACUACCGCCGCUCCGACACUCUGCCACCGCAGCAGCAGCAACAACAGCAGCAGCAAUCCCAGCAGCAGCAGACCACCAACGGCGGUGGAUCGGGAGUGGUGGGCAGCUCCUCAUCAUCAUCGAAUGCCGGGGACAACAAGUGAAGGCCAGGCGUUGUAGAAAUACAUCAGAACUUUAAGUGUUAGGCGAUAGAGAGCGAGAGCGUAUAUAUUUUUUUGUGUCAGUGCGAGUCAGUGUGAGCGAGAGUGCGAGUUUGGUUUUAUAUGCAUAUACUUAUACAUAUACAAAUUAACAAUUAGAUAUAUUCGAGCGGUAUAUAUUUAAGCCCAAAGUCCAAAGCGCAUGUCCGUGUGUGAGAGUGCGAUUGUGUGAGAAAGAAACUUAGCUCUAAGCUAGACUAGAAUUAAGCAACAUUAGAAGCAGAAACAUAGGCAUCAUAAGCAACAUAAGCAACAAAACUCGUUGGAACGAAAACUUUGUACAAAGAGUGGGAGGAAGAGAAGCUCUGUAAACUAAACAGCGAGCAAAUUAUCAUAUUAUCAUAGUGCUAAAUCUACAAACUCUUUCAUUUAUCUGAGGCACAAAAAGCUCUCCCAGCCGUUAUAGUGCAUCAUAGUUGUUAGGAAAGAAUUUUUAUUUCGAUAUGUUCGAUUAUGACAAACGCUUAGAGCUGUAAAUAUACACAAAUAAUCAUAUAUUGUAGUUGAUCAGUUUCGCGGCAUGCAGCAUGCAUUUAGACAAACCAACCCAGCAACAAUAUAUCGAAUGCUUUGAUUAUGCUUUAAAGAAAUCUACAUUUAGAACCAGGGUAUGUUCGACACAAAAAGUAAAUAGGUAGGCAGUGGUGUGGUCAGAGUAAUAGCUGGAUAAAUCACGAAAUCCAAGAGCCAAAUUGAUUUACUUUGAAAAUGGUCUAGAAGACCAAAAUCAGCUAGAAUCUUCCCUUACUAAAGUCUUGAUUGUUUCAUCGAGUUUUUGCUCAUAUAGAAGUGUAAAAGUUUUUAAUAAUCGGCUAAUUGCAAAACAAAAAUUUAAAGUAAUGAGCAGCAAUCUUCAGGCUAUUAUUAUGUGGGCCACAACUGUGCGUUUCAUUAUUUCGUACACGUUUAUAAGCAGAUUGUAAGUUAACAGCGCGGUCAUUUUGUAAUUUAUUUUAUAUGUUGUUUAGUUUUACACGCAAUCAGUUAAGCCAGUUAACAAGCAGAUUCAUAUACAUAUUGUUAUUCAUAGUUAGUGAAACUUUUUUGGGAAUUCGUUGUUUGCCUUCAUGAUAUUCGAGUUCUUCUUAACUUGCUUUUCAUAGGUCUAGAGCAUUUAGUUUGUAUUUGUACAUCGUGUUAGAGAAUUCUGUUGGGAUUGAAACGAAAGAUUUGAAAGGGAAAAAUAAUUAAUUGUAAUCGGGUCAGAACUAAAACUAAUCAAUCAUACUAGUUGAUAGCUAUCUAACAAACGUAUACACCCAUAUAUAUUUUCUUAAGCUAUAUAAACGCAUAUAUAUUAUUUAUAGAUAUCGUGCCAAUGUUAAAACAUCUAAAAAAUUUACUACAAAAAAAAAGGAACUUGAAUAAGAAAGCUAAUUAAUUGUCACAGCUUUGUAUAGUCAGCGGCUAAACGAGAAAGGAAUAUAUUCAAUUAAUCUAUUAA